Molecule: messenger RNA, 2069 nt
Organism: Archocentrus centrarchus (flier cichlid)
Lineage: Eukaryota; Metazoa; Chordata; Actinopteri; Cichliformes; Cichlidae
Gene: tat
Product: tyrosine aminotransferase
Exons: 12
Coding region: 140-1561 (473 amino acids)
Biological process (GO): biosynthetic process; L-phenylalanine catabolic process; L-tyrosine catabolic process
Molecular function (GO): pyridoxal phosphate binding; L-tyrosine:2-oxoglutarate transaminase activity
Source: RefSeq, a predicted model, not a curated record
CCUCAGCCUCCACCAAUGGAAUUAUGGGCCGGGCUCAACUCCCAUUUUCGGGGCUCUUGCUAUAAAGCCGGGCUCAUACAUCCUGGCUUCUAUUGUUUAAUUUGCCUGAGAGUGAUUAAACUGCGCUGCUGGAUCAAUCAUGAGUUCCAGGAUGGACAGCAAGUCUUACUUGGUUCAGAUGAACGGGAAUGGCGUUCACGGCAAAGCCCUGAAUGGAAACGGAGUCAACAGAAAGGCGCUGCACGGGAAUGGCAUCCACCACGUCAACAUCAACGGCACCUUGUAUCCGACCAAAAUGAAGAGUCGCCGGCAGAGGUGGGAGGUGAAGCCUUCGGAGAUGGCUAACAACACGCUGAACCCCAUCAGGGCCAUCGUGGAUGGGAUGAAGCUCACCCCGAACCCCGACAAGCCCAUGAUCGCACUUUCCAUAGGGGAUCCCACUGUGUUUGGAAACCUGCCCGCAGAUGAUGCAGUUCUUCAGGCCAUGAAAGAUGCCAUAGACUCCCAAAAAUACAACGGCUAUGCGCCCUCUGUCGGUUACCUGAAGAGUCGGCAGGCGGUGGCAAACUUUUACAGCUGCCCCGAGGCUCCAAUAGAGGCAGAGGAUGUGAUUCUGACCAGUGGCUGCAGUCAGGCCAUUGACCUGGCGAUCAGUGUCUUAUGCAACCCAGGGGACAACAUCCUGGUGCCAUGCCCUGGCUUUUCUUUAUAUAAAACUCUGGCUGUUUCCAUGGGCAUCGAGGUCAAACUCUACAACCUGCUGCCAGAGAAAUCGUGGGAGGUUGACCUGCAGCACAUGGAGAGCCUGAUUGAUGAGAGGACAUCCUGUCUUAUUGUCACCAACCCAUCCAACCCGUGUGGCUCCGUUUUCAGCAAGGAGCACCUACAGGAGAUCCUCAAAGUGGCCUCCAGCCACUGUGUUCCCAUCCUGGCUGAUGAGAUCUACAGUGAUAUGGUUUUCCCAGGCUGCAGCUCUCCUUCAGUGGCAUCUCUCAGCAGUGACAUUCCCAUCCUUUCCUGUGGAGGGCUGGCUAAACGCUGGCUGGUCCCUGGUUGGAGGAUGGGAUGGAUCCUCAUCCAUGACAGGAAUGACAUAUUUGGAUCCCAGAUUCGACAGGGUCUGGUAAAACUGAGCCAGCGUAUUCUGGGAGCCUGCAGCAUCGUCCAGGGGGCGCUGGAGAGCAUCCUCAACAACACUCCUCAAAGCUUCUACAGCGAGACCAUCAGCUUUCUCAAGUCCAACUCAGAGAUCUGCUUCAGCGAGCUGUCCACGGUCCCCGGCCUGAACCCCGUCAUGCCUUCAGGAGCCAUGUACAUCAUGGUUGGGAUUGACAUGGAUCACUUCCCAGACUUUAAGAACGACGUGGACUUCACUGAACGUCUGGUGACCGAGCAGUCGGUCUUCUGUCUGCCUGCUUCGGCGUUCGAGUAUGCCAACUUCUUCCGCAUCGUGGUGACAGUGCCAGAGGAGAUGAUGCUGGAGGCUUGUGCUCGGAUCAGGGAGUUCUGCCAGCGCUACUAUCGGCCCCGCAGCUGUGACAGCAAUGACCUGGACCAGUGAUGCUGUGGAGCUGUGCCCGUCUCACGGCUCUCAGCUUCACUUUUAAAAAGCUGCCGUGGCAGCAAAAAGCAUGUGGCAGCAGAUCUGAUGGUGUAAUUUUGGAUGUAAACUCUAAGAAAUGAACAAACGCGAUAUUUAUAUUUUAUACUGAUGACUUGCAUUAACCUGUACUUGUGUAUUUAUAGACGUUGUGUAGCAACUCUUUGAUAUAAUCUGCAGAUACACAAAGCAAACAUACGCUGGCUUAUUUGUUAGCUUAUCCUGAUCUAUAAGUAGAGCAAGGGAAUGUGUUUGAAUAUUCAUUUUUAUAUAUUUUAUAAUCUCCUGCAUAUGCUGUGUAAAUCUGCACGAGCAUCUUUAUCAUAACUCUCUGUACUUUAAAAUGGUAACUGUGUAACUGCAUCCAUCAUCUAGACGGAUGGAUAAAGUAUAAAUGUGUAUCUUCAGACAACCUUUUGCUUUGUGGUAUCGUUAAUAGUGAACUAAUAAACUGUGCUGAUAUAACUCG